Molecule: messenger RNA, 1314 nt
Organism: Anguilla anguilla (European eel)
Lineage: Eukaryota; Metazoa; Chordata; Actinopteri; Anguilliformes; Anguillidae
Gene: rab43
Product: RAB43, member RAS oncogene family
Exons: 3
Coding region: 176-802 (208 amino acids)
Cellular component (GO): trans-Golgi network
Molecular function (GO): GTP binding; GTPase activity
Source: RefSeq, a predicted model, not a curated record
UCACGUCCCUUCCGCGUUGGCAAUUCCGCCGGUGUGGGGAUAUCCACGUCAGUUUCAUCUUUAUAAACAGAAAUCAACUUCUGGUUAACUAGCUUGUUGUUAAGUAACGGCAUAUGCAAUACAUAUCUCUGGCAGCUUAGCUUAGGUAGCUACCAUCUAAACAGCCGCUACAGAUAUGUCAUCAAUUGAGACCGAUGAUACCUACGAUUUUGUCUUUAAAAUAGUUUUAGUUGGAGAUGUCGGGGUGGGCAAAACUUGUGUGGUUCAACGUUUCAAAACUGGCGUAUUUAUCGAGAGACAAGGAAAUACAAUUGGGGUGGACUUUACAAUGAAGACUAUGGAUAUUCAAGGAAAGAGAGUCAAGCUGCAGAUCUGGGACACAGCUGGACAGGAGCGUUUCCGCACCAUCACGCAGAGUUACUACCGUAGCACAAAUGGUGCCAUCAUCACCUAUGACAUCACUAAGAAGGCCUCCUUCAUGUCUGUGCCGAAGUGGAUGGAAGAUGUCAAGAAAUAUGGAGGCUCCAACAUUGUUCCUCUUCUAAUUGGUAAUAAAUCGGACUUGGAAGAGAUGCGUGAAGUCCCCUUUGAAGAUGCACAGACAAUGGCUAACCAACUGGAGUUCAUCCAUGCUAUAGAAACGUCAGCAAAGAGCUCCAGCAACGUGGAUGAGGCCUUCAACAAAAUGGCUGCCGAACUCAUCCUUAGGCAUGGUGGGCCCAUGUUCAAUGAAAACGUUACGGACAGCUUCAAACUCAACAGCAAGGACGUAGCCGCAGAGGGUUGGGGAUGUGGAUGUUGACACCUAACCUAAUCCAUAGUAAUACUGUAGAGCUGUGGAUAUUGAUGUCAUUCUCAGAGUUAAUGUGUGUUCCUGAGCUGGCAGAACAAGUUAACCUGUGCAAUACAUCAACUCACGCCUAAUAUUAUUUUACUGGGACCAGUUUCAGCACUUCAGUGUAGCAGUAGCUCAGCUCAGCUGAAAUGAAACCAAUGUGAGGAAGUUGCCUGUAAAUGGCCAGUAAAAGUCUGCCAUGAAGCACAUGCAAAUUUAAAGAACAGUUGCACAGGGCAGAGGAACUGUAGCAAUCGGCGGAAUAUUUAUGUACAAACAAGUUAAUUAUUACCGCCUAGAGAUGAUCACACACAGCAAACAUGGAGGAUAAUCACUAGCCAUGUUGUAAUUCCACUGUUCGACCAGAAAAUGUCACAUUUAUGCUGAGCUUUUUGUUUUUCUUAACAGUGUUCAAUAGAAAGAGAAACAAUGCAAAUCAGGCAUCAUCCAUGUGGUGGUGGUGGUGGUGGUGGUGGGGG